AACAAGAAACCGCAUUGUUUUUUGUAGGUUUUAGUGAAAUAAAAGUAGAAUAGAAGAUUUAUGUUCGGGAAGGGUCAUCUUCCUCUUUGAGUGUCUCUCGCACGCACACACGCAGCGAAGGAAUCAAAUCCAAUUUCAGACUCUCGGCGUUCUCUUCUCUCAUCACUUCCAACUAUCAAAGACAAUUUUGCACAGUAAAAAGCGAUGGCAGGAAGAGAAGUUAGAGAAUACACAAAUCUCAGCGACCCCAAAGAUAAGAAAUGGGGUAAGGGAAAAGAUAGGAUUGACGAUGAGGAUAUUACUUUCCAACGAAUGGUUGCAAAGAUGCAAGAGGUUGCUGGGGAGCGUGGAGGUUACCUUCAUGGUCGAGGCGCCUUGGACAGUGAUGAUCUACUUUAUCUCAAGGAGCAAAUGGAAGCUGAGGAGGAUGCAGAGCGCCUCCUUCGCCGAACCGAGAAAAGGGCAUUUGCUGCAUUUAAGAGAGCUGCAAGUUUAGCAGAUUCAACACCUGCAUCUGUACCAUUGGCAUUUCGCGUCGAGCCAAAGCCAAAGAGUGGUAUUAGGCAGCAAGAUUUGCUGAAAAAAGUUGUUGAGAUUAAACCUAAGAGGCCAAGAUCUGAUGGCAACCAGUCAACCCCAGCUUCUCAAAAUGCCCCUGUCACAACAUGUAAGCCUGAUUAUGAUCCUUCAAAAGAGAAGCAAUCUUUGUCAGGACCAAAGAAAGUGGAGGAACAAUCUUUAUCUGCAUCAGAGAAAUCUGAGGAGCAUGCUCCUUUGGGGUCACAGGAAACCGAAGCUAAGCCUAGGAUUGAAAACUCUGGUGGGGGAUUACUGGGCCUGGCAUACGAUAGUUCUGAUGAUGAAUGAUUGGUAAUUGCAGUUUGAUGGCAGAUUACUUCUUUCCAUCAUUGUCUCUGUAGGUUUUAGUUUUAGUACAGAAUGCUUGAUUUGUUUAGAGAAAGUAUUGAAUUGUAGUCAAGGCAUAAAAAGUUUAGUNUUUUGAAGGUUGGAAAAGAAAAUGAUGUACUAACUCUAUCUGUUCAAGUAUGUGAGAUACAAUUUUGUAUGUGAAUUCAUCUCAUCUCAUCUGAAGUGUCAUGGU
Messenger RNA from Vigna radiata var. radiata (mung bean), 1102 nucleotides. RefSeq lists its product as uncharacterized. Lineage: Eukaryota; Viridiplantae; Streptophyta; Magnoliopsida; Fabales; Fabaceae. The record is from RefSeq and is a predicted model, not a curated record.